GAUCGAUAUAUCCACUCUCACCCCACUUUGUUUUUUCGGUGAUCAGAAUUUGAGAAUUGGAUUGCUUUAGUGUCGAAGCGAAGAAUCUGUCGAGAAAAUCACUUUCUUUCUAUCUCAGAGAUUCCAUCUUUCUUUCUCUCCUACCCUUUUUAUUUUGGACGAUGCAUGUUGCCUUGCUCACCUCCUCCUUUUCUUUCAAGCCGUCCGUCAGAUAAUUCCUUCUCUUUCUCUCUCUCUCUCUCUCUCUCUCUCUCUCUGUGGUGUCCAUCCUUUUCAAGCUCCCUUGGUGAUUCCGGCGAAGCCUAGACCUAUACAUAGGAGCUUUCAUGACUCCCUCAGGUGUCAACCAGCUCUCUCACCCUUGUAUUUAUGGGGAGUUUGUUUCUUCAUACGCAGAGAGGAAGUCACGCUUUAUGAAAUGGCUGAGUAAACUUUUCAGGACCGGGAACAAUCGAGGAGGAACUGCUGGCAAUCGAAAUCCGCAGCUUAUUGGUGACGAAAACAUGUUUCGUGUGCCUUUUAGAUCCGUGGAUGAGCGGUCUAGAACCCAGAAAGAGAAAGAAGAAUUAGACCAUGCAAUCGCACUCUCUCUUGCAGAAGAUUCAAGGAGGCCAAGUGGAUACAGAUGGCAGGAGAAAGAUAAAGAGCUUGCUAGGUCACUUCAGGAUAGUCUUAAUCCACCUAUAUAUCCUCCAUAUGCUCCUCCAGUUCCUCAGUAUUAUCCUUAUGGAACUAGAACAUGUGGAGGUUGUAAACAAGAUAUACUUUACGGUAAUUAUUUGGAAUGCAUGGGGACAUUUUUUCAUCCUCAGUGCUUCUGUUGUCGUUCUUGUGGUCACCCAAUUGUUGAGAAUGAGUUUUCUCUAUCAGGGAGGGAUCCUUAUCAUAAGUCCUGUUUUAAGGAGCUGGCUCCUCCAAAAUGUGAAGUUUGUCAUCAAUUUAUUCCAACGAAUCGAGCUGGUUUGAUUGAGUUCAGAUGUCAUCCCUUUUGGUCACAAAAGUACUGUCCAUCACAUGAACAUGACAACACAGCUCGUUGCUGUAGUUGUGAACGAUUAGAGUCGUGGGAUGCGAGAUACAUUUCAGUGGGAGAUGGAAGGAGUCUAUGCUUUGAAUGUAUGGAAUCUGCUAUCAUGGAUACUGGUGACUGUCAGCCAUUGUAUCAUGCUAUCAGAGACUAUUAUGAAGGAAUGAAUAUGAGAUUAGAUCAGCAAAUUCCUAUGCUUCUGGUCGAAAGACAAGCGCUUAAUGAAGCUAUUGUUGGGGAGAAGAAUGGCCUCCAUCACAUGCCGGAGACAAGGGGCUUAUGCCUAUCUGAGGAGCAGACAGUCACCAGCAUACUUAAAAGGCCGAGAAUCGGUGGGCAUCAACUUAUUGGAAUGAGAACACAACAUCAGAAGUUGACUCGAAGAUGUGAAGUUACUGCUAUUCUUGUUCUCUAUAGUCUCCCAAGAUUACUAACAGGUGCUAUUCUAGCUCAUGAGUUGAUGCAUGGCUGGUUACGGUUGAAAGGCUACCGCAAUCUGAAUCCUGAAGUAGAGGAAGGUAUCUGUCAAGUGCUUUCAUACAUGUGGCUUGAAACAGAAGUAAUGCCAGGAUUUAAAAACAUGCCAUCCACGUCAACAUCUGCAGCUUCUUCUUCCACUCCCUCAUUCUCAUCGAAAAAGGGUGGAAAGUCGAAUGUGGAACAGAAGCUUGGUGAAUUCUUCAUGCAUCAGAUUGCCAAUGAUUCCUCCCCAGCAUAUGGAGGAGGGUUUAGAGCAGCUAAUACAGCUGUCAAUAAGUAUGGUUUACGUCGUACUCUGGAUCACAUUCGUCUCACUGGAAGUUUCCCUUUGUAAUGGGAUAACAAUAUGAUCCUUAUUCCUCUGUCUCCUUCAAUAUAAAUUAUUUUGCCAACCCCAAAGGACUCAGCUCAUCAAAGAAGCUCGACAGUCAUUUGAGGAUAACACAUCCAAAUGCCACUCUUACCAAUAAUAAUCCAAACCCUU
Molecule: messenger RNA, 1991 nt
Organism: Argentina anserina (silverweed cinquefoil)
Lineage: Eukaryota; Viridiplantae; Streptophyta; Magnoliopsida; Rosales; Rosaceae
Product: protein DA1-related 2
Exons: 12
Coding region: 327-1841 (504 amino acids)
Molecular function (GO): ubiquitin binding
Source: RefSeq, a predicted model, not a curated record